UUUGCUAGACUUAACAGGACGGUGGAGCGAAACAGCGCAGUGGAGACGAACACCCUCUAGUGCUGAACCAGUCCUCUGACGAGCUCCACACAAGUCAUUUGUGUUUUCACCUCAAGAUCGCGUUUCGUGCUCCUGAACAUCGCAAAAGCUCUCGUGUCAGAUUCGUCUGCGUGGCUAGACUGAGUGAUUAAGUUUGUAGACGCGUGAUACUCUUCAGUCUUACAUCGACAGCGCGACUGUAGCGGCGUCAGGGAAGCGUGAGUUAACCUAUAGAGGGGGAAAACCGUUAAUGGAUAUUGACGACUGGAGAACACACUUAUGACAAUAGGUUAUAUCAGGUGUUGACAACCAGGGAGCAUCAGCGGUAACUCAUUGUCCACUUUGCGUCGUCUUUUGUGGUUUAAAUUCUGUACGUUUUCCAAGAGGCGCCUGUAGUUGUGCGUAAUGGGCUGGCAUUUCCAUCGCGCUCUAUCCGCGUUUUCGCGGUGCAGGGAACGAGGAGGUUGACGGCGCGAACCCGGUAUAAAUAAUUUAAGGAAAUAAACUAGGGGAUUUUAUGACAAGGGUUCUUCUUUUUAGUUACCGACUUGCGUGCGCAACUGGAUGCUAAAAAUGACUUUUCAAAGAUUUUUCUUCAUAAUUGCUUUACCAGGAUUGAUGUUGUCGGACCCCGGACAUCCAAACCAUGUGGUUCUCUUGGACACUACAGACGUGCUGGGAGAAUCGAGCUGGAAAGCCUACCCUGUAAAUGGGUGGGAUAGUAUCACAGAGAUGGAUGAGCUUAAUCGGCCCAUCCACACCUUCCAGGUGUGCCACGUAAUGGAACCCAACCAGAACAACUGGCUUCGUACCAACUGGAUACCACGUCAGGCUGCACAGAAGAUCUAUGUGGAGCUCCGCUUCACCCUGCGAGACUGCAACAGCAUCCCCUGGGUCUCUGGCACCUGUAAGGAGACAUUUAACCUCCUCUACUAUGAGGCAGAUGAGCCACAUGGUGCUAAUGCUCAUUUCCAUCCCAACGACUACGCCAAAAUUGAUACCAUUGCAGCCGAUGAGAGUUUCACGCAGACAGAUUUGGGUGAUCGUGUUCUGAGGCUCAACACCGAGGUACGGGAAGUGGGACCAAUAGCUCGGAAGGGUUUCUACUUGGCCUUCCAGGAUGUGGGCGCAUGUAUCGCCCUUGUCUCCGUGAGGGUUUAUUACAAAAAGUGCCCGUCCACCCUGAGAAACCUAGCCGCCUUUCCAGACACCAUACCACGGGUGGAAACCUCGUCAUUGGUGGAGGUCAGAGGGGCGUGUGUUGAGAAUGCUGAAGAACGGGACACACCCAAGCUAUACUGUGGGGCGGAUGGUGAUUGGCUGGUGCCGCUAGGACGUUGUGUCUGCAGCAUUGGCUAUGAGGAGAGUGAUGGUCUCUGUCUUGCCUGCAGACCGGGGUUCUACAAAGCCUUUGCAGGAAACAUCAAAUGUUCAAAGUGUCCACCGCACAGUUCCAGCCACACGGAGGGUUCAGCACUGUGUCACUGCGAGAAAGGCUACUACAGAGCGAGCAAAGACCCUCCCACCAUGGCCUGCACACGACCACCCUCUCCUCCUCGAAACCUGGCCUUUAACAUCAACGAAACCGCUCUCUUUUUUGAGUGGUCUCCGCCCAGUGACACAGGUGGUCGGAAGGAUAUAACCUAUAAUGUUUCGUGUCUUCGUUGCGGGGCUGAUGGGCAGCCCUGCCAGCCAUGCAACAGCAAUGUGCGCUUCAUGCCAAGACCUGUGGGCCUCACGAGCACAUCCGUGGUGGUCCAGGACUUUGUGGCACAUGCCAACUACACGUUCCAGAUAGAGGCUUUGAAUGGAGUUUCAGGAAUGGGAAGAUCUACAAGACAGGUGGCCAAUAUCACCGUCAGCACCGAGCAGGCUGGUCCGUCUCUGGUACGUGUGGCGAGAAAAGACUGGGCAUCCCAAACCAGUGUCGCCCUCUCCUGGCAGGAAACUGAACAGCCACAUGCUGCCAUCCUGGACUAUGAGAUCAAAUAUUAUGAAAAGGAGCAGGAACAGUUAAGUUACUCAUCUACACGUACCAAGUCUCCAAGUGCGAUAGUCACGGGACUAAAGCCCUCCACAGUUUACGUCUUCCACGUCCGCGCACGUACCCUUGCCGGCUACAGCAGUUACAGCCCCAAGUUUGAGUUCGCCACAGGAGAUGAGAACUCUGAGGAAGCAGCAGAUCAAGGCCAGGUGUUGGUGAUUGUAACAGCCACAGUGGGGGGCUUCUCUCUUCUUGUCAUUCUCACCCUCUUCCUUCUCAUCACUGGCAGGUGUCAGUGGUACAUUAAAUCUAAAAUAAAAUCAGAAGACAAAAAAAGGACACAAUAUCAAAAUGGACAUGUGCCAUUCCCAGGAUUAAAGACUUACAUUGACCCGGACACUUAUGAGGACCCCUCACAGGCCGUCCAUGAGUUUGCCAAAGAAAUAGAUCCAUCUCGCAUACGGAUCGAAAGGGUCAUCGGAGCAGGUGAGUUUGGGGAGGUGUGCAGUGGGCGUCUCCGUGUACCAGGAAAGAAGGAAAUUCCUGUGGCUAUAAAGACUUUGAAGGGAGGUUACACAGAGCGGCAAAGACGGGACUUUCUGCGAGAGGCGAGCAUCAUGGGACAGUUUGAUAAUCCAAACAUCAUCAGGCUGGAGGGUGUAGUCACUAAGAGUCGGCCUGUCAUGAUAGUGGUGGAAUACAUGGAGAAUGGAUCAUUAGACUCUUUUCUGAGGAAGCAUGAUGGACACUUUACUGUUAUCCAGCUGGUUGGUAUGCUGCGUGGCAUUGCCUCAGGUAUGAUGUACCUGUCUGACAUCGGCUAUGUCCAUCGGGACCUGGCAGCCCGGAAUAUUCUGGUGGAUGACAACCUAGUAUGUAAGGUGUCGGAUUUCGGCCUGUCUAGGGUGCUGGAGGACGACCCGGAGGCAGCUUACACCACCACAGGGGGUAAAAUUCCUAUCCGCUGGACAGCUCCGGAGGCAAUUGCUUACAGGAAGUUUUCCUCAGCUAGUGAUACGUGGAGUUACGGUAUUGUCAUGUGGGAGGUGAUGUCUUAUGGAGAGCGGCCCUACUGGGAGAUGUCCAAUCAAGAUGUUAUCCUGUCUAUAGAGGAGGGCUAUAGGCUCCCUGCACCCAUGGGCUGCCCUGUGGCGCUGCACCAGCUCAUGCUACUCUGCUGGCAGAAGGACCGCAAUCGACGGCCACGUUUUAGCGACAUGGUCAAUUUUCUUGAUAAGCUGAUUCGCAAUCCCAGCAGCCUGCUCACACUGGUGGAGGAUGUAAAUGGCUUUCCAGAAUCCCCUGAGGAUAUGCCAGACUACCCUCUCUUCAUAUCCAUCAGUGAUUGGUUGGACUCCAUCAAAAUGAGCCAAUACAAGAACAACUUCAUAGCAGCAGGGUACACAACCAUGGAUUCAGUCUCCAGCAUGAGUAUUGAUGAUGUAAGAAGAAUUGGGGUUUCCCUGAUUGGCCACCAGAGGAGGAUAGUGAGCAGCAUACAGGCACUUCGACUGCAGUUCCUUCAUGUUCAGCAGAGUGGCUUCCAUGAAAAUUGGACCGUUUACCCGGAGGAACCACAGUAAACAAUGGAACAAUGGCACCAUUCUAAUGUUAUGAAGAUGUCAUCUGUCAAUCAUCCUGCAAUUUCUGGGAUUGACUGGACUCCAAAUCUGAGAACUUUUAAUAGUAUAUUUGCUAUUUUAAUGUAUUGAAUUGAUUGUGUCUUAAGAGGUUUUUUUCUCUUAUUCAUCAAGCUUCUUCCAGAGCCUCUAAGAUGAGAGACUACGGAUCUGUUGAAUGUCUUCAGCUUUAAAUGGCUAUUAUACAUUGUUUAUCACAUCUGAUAUUUAUCCUGAUAUUUGUAUGUGUGUGAGUUAGUUUCAUUUGGGUUGCACUUUGUUUCAUUUUUUUCUAAGCAAUAUGUGCAGUCUUUAGAAAACCAAGAAAAGAGCCAAGGUAGUGAAGAGCGUUAUAUAGCUCUGUUUGAAAAAUACCACACAAAACCAUUGACUUCCUCAGGCUGUCAGCUAGGUGGAUAAAGUCUGACCUUUCAGAAGACUGUACGCCAUUUCCUUAUCCCUGUGCACCAUGGUCAAACUGAACAAAAGUAUAAAAAUCCACUCAGACCCAGAUUUGAGAUCUGCACACAUUUGUUCAGUCUACUGUGGUGUACAGUGUCUUAGACACCUCUGAUAGUUUAAUCAGUUUGCCUUGUGACUAAGAAACUAUUGUCAUAUAGAGGAGAAUCGUUUAAGUAACAGAUUGCAGUAAAAUGUACUCAUAGAGAUAUUAGAUCAACACUAUAGGUCUACAUACAAAACUUUCUGUAGCAGGUCUUCUUGGCUUCCACACAGAUGUAUGAACGCACAAUACUGUACAACAUGUUAUUAAGCUGAGAAUCUACCCCCACCCUAUUGGCUGAACAAAUGUUCAAAACACUGAGACCACUUGUCAACCUUCAAGUUGCAAUGUGCAAAUGUUUAAAGUCUAAGGCAACAGAGUGCUUCAAGCAGGACAAGGGAAAACUCUGGGUAAUCAUAAUGUAUUGUUCAUAGUAAACUAAUUGUACAUUAUUUUUAUAAUUUAUAAAGAGUAAAGAGAGAUUAAAGGUGAUAUAGGUUGAAUGUUUGUAAAAAUUAAAGUUAACAGAUA
Triplophysa rosa is the source of this 4675-nucleotide messenger RNA. RefSeq names its product eph receptor A6 (gene epha6). The transcript is spliced from 18 exons. Gene Ontology annotation, biological process: protein phosphorylation; axon guidance; cell surface receptor protein tyrosine kinase signaling pathway. Gene Ontology annotation, molecular function: protein binding; transmembrane-ephrin receptor activity; ATP binding. Gene Ontology annotation, cellular component: plasma membrane; neuron projection. Bases 604 to 3606 code for a protein of 1000 amino acids. The record is from RefSeq and is a predicted model, not a curated record. Lineage: Eukaryota; Metazoa; Chordata; Actinopteri; Cypriniformes; Nemacheilidae.